Meloidogyne enterolobii is the source of this 1080-nucleotide messenger RNA. Lineage: Eukaryota; Metazoa; Nematoda; Chromadorea; Rhabditida; Meloidogynidae. The record is from the annotation of a GenBank genome assembly.
AUGAAUCGAUUGUUGGUUUUUCAUCUUCUUCCACAAAAGGCAUCGCGGAAGUGGAUGUUGGUGAAAAAUAAUCUUACUGGAUUACAUGAAUAUGUUGUGAGAAAAGAACACCCAGAAGGUCCAAAAUGCGAUGAUUUGAGGAUUAUAUUUUCUAGAGAUAACUACAAAUUGUUGACUACUCCAACACCUGGCACUUCAACGUUGAAACCAACUCAAGAGGAAAGAAAGACUACAAUUAAUAGAGAAAAUACAUCUACAUCGACUUCUCCUAGCAUUAAUGAUAGAACAUACUCAUCGUCUGAGAAGGCACCAGAAAUAACUGAAACUUUGACAUCUGUAUUCUCUUUAACAACUACAAUUACAAAAGCUACAACAACAAUGACUACUACCUCCAAAGGCUCCUCAGGCUUUCUGUUUUUUGUGAUUAUUGUUGUUAUUCUGGCUGUUAUUGGGAUUGGAAUUGCUGUCUACUUCUUCGCCUUUAAUAAGGGCUCUGACAUGGAGGAGAAAGAUGUUGAGGCAAGUGAUGUGACUAAAGGAGAAGUUAAAGGAGAGGAUCAAAAGGAGGAAGAUAUCAUAGGAGAGAAGAAUGAUAAUACUAAAGAAGAAGUUCAAAAGAAGGAAGAUGAAAAAGUAGAAGAGAACAAGGAUGAUGUCAAAGGAAAUGAUCAAAAAAAGGAACAUUUCACAGAAGAAGAAAAAAAUGAAGAUGCCAAAAAAGAUGAACAAAAGAAGGAAAAUGUCGAAAGAGAAUAUCAAAAGAAGGAAGAUGCUGAAGUAGAAGCAAAGGAAAAAGAUGUCAAAGGAGAAGAUCAAAUGAAGGAAAAUGUCAAGGAAGAACAGAAGGAAUAUGUUGAAGUAAAAGAAAAGAAGGAAGAUCUCAAGGAAAAUAAUCAAAGGAAGGAUGAAGAGGGCGAUAAUAAAGCAAAAGAGAAGGUAGAGGCGACUGCAAAGACGGCGGAGGAUUCUGCAACAACAACUGAAGGCGAAACCAAAGAAGAACAGUCGAAAACUGAAGAUACUGAAGAUAAAAAUGAAGAGGAGGAAAAGGAACAUGAAACUCAAGAAGAUGAGUCUUAG